ACUCGCUGUUUCAAUUAUAAGAAGCAGUGCAACAUGGAAGAGGCAGAUGUACAGUCAGUUGAAUUAACAGAAUUUUCAAAUUCUGAAGAUGUGAAGCCAGAUCUAUCUGCAGUGUUUUCAUCUUCUGCUGACAUAAAAACAGAAUUAUCAAAAUUUUUGACUUUCCAUGAUAUGAAACCAAACAAGACGUUUAUAACUUCACAAGACGUUGAAACUGAUGUUAUGCUAGAUGUUUCGUCUUCUCAAGACAUUAGUGCAGAAUGUACAUUAUCAUCUUUUGAUGAUGUAAAACAUAAUAUGACAUUUCUAACUUCUCAAAAUGUAACAACAGGAUUUUUAAAUUUUAAAGAUGUGGAACCUGCUGUAUCAGCAAUUUUAUCAACCAGUGAAGAUAUAAAACCAGAAUUAGAAACUUUAUCAUGUACUGAAGAUAUAAAUCCAGAAUUAGAAACUUUAUCAACCAAAAAAGAUAUAAAACCAGAUUUAUGGACACAAUUUUUAGAUUCUGAGGACAAACAACAAAAUGGACUUGAAGAAAAGCUAACACUCUCUGAAGAUGAAACAUAUCUCUCUGUUUAUCCUCAUGUUCGUCAUGAACAGUUUUUUCAAAGAUCUAACUUGAAUAAACAAGCUCAAGUAGGGGAGAAGCCACUUGAAUGUGAUGCUUGCCAUAAAAGGUUUUCAGAUAAUUCUAGGUUAAAUGAACAUAAAAAAAUUCAUUCUGGAGAUAAGCCACAUGAAUGUGAUGUUUGUCAUAAAAAGUUUUCUAUCAAUUACUAUUUAACAAAACACAAAAGAGUUCAUUCAGGAGAUAAACCAUUUGAAUGUGAUGUUUGUCAUAAAACGUUUUUGACCAAUUCUCAUUUAAAAACACACAAACGAGUUCAUUCAGGAGAUAAACCAUAUGAAUGUGAUGUUUGCCAUAAAAAGUUUUUUAGCAAUUCUCAUUUAACAACACACAAACGAGUUCAUUCAGGGGAUACGCCGUAUGAAUGUGAUGUUUGUGAUAAAAAGUUUUCCUUCAGUUCUAGCUUGAUGGAACACAAAAGACUUCAUUCAGGAGAUAAACCAUUUGAAUGUGAUACUUGUGAUAAAAGGUUUUCAAACAAAUCUGGUCUAAGCCACCAUAAAAUUGUUCAUUCUGGUGUUAAGCGAUAUGAAUGUGGUGUUUGUCAUAAAAAGUUUUCUCGCAAUUCGGUUUUAACAAGACACAAACUAGUUCAUUCAGGAGAUAAACCAUAUGAAUGUGAUGUUUGUCAUAAAAGGUUUUCUUGUUAUUCUGUUUUAACAGGACACAAACGAGUUCAUUCAGGAGAUAAAUCAUAUGAAUGUGAUUUCUGUCACAAAUGGUUUUCACGGAAUUGUGAUUUAACAAAACACAAAAGAAUUCAUUCAGGAGAUAAACUAUUUGAAUCUGAUGUUUGUCAUAAAAAGUUUUCUAUCAAAUUUAAUUUUACAAAACACAGAGUUCAUUCUGGAGAUAGGCCACAUGAAUGUGAUGAUUGUCAUAUAAAUUUAUCAGAAAGUUCUACUCUAAACAAGCACAAAAAAGUUUAUUUAGAAGUUAAGCCUUUUGAAUGUGUUUUUUGUCAGAAAAGGUUUUCAGACCGUUCUAACUUUAAUAAACACAAAAGAGUUCAUUCUGGAGAUAAGCCAUAUGAAUGUGAUGUCUGUCUGAAAACGUUUUCAUAUAGUAAUACGUUAAGUAGACACAAAAGAAUUCAUUCAGGAGAUAAGCCACAUGAAGGUGAUGAAAAGUUUUCAGACAAUUCUACUCUAAACAAGCACAAGGAAAUUCAUUUAGAAGUUAAGCCAUUUGAAUUUGUUUUUUUCCCGAAAAGGUUUUCAGACAGUUCUAAUUUAAAUACACACAAGAUAAUUCAUGCAGGAAUUAAGCCAUAUGAAUGUGAUCUUUGUCAUAAAAGGUUUUCUGGCAAUUCUAAUUUAAUGAAACACAAAAGGGUUCAUACAGGAAAUAAGCCAUAUGAAUGUUAUGUUUGUCAUAAAAGGUUUUUAGACAGUUCUACUCUAAGAAAACAUAAAAUUGUUCAUUCUGGUGUAAAGCCAUAUAAAUGUGAUGUUUGUCAUAAAGGGUUUAGUAGUAAUCGUAGUUUAAUAACACACCAACCAGUUCAUUCAGGAGAUAAGCCAUAUGAAUGUGAUGUUUGUCUCAAAAAAUUUUCUUAUAGUUAUAAUUUUCAUUUACAUAAAAGAGUUCAUUCAGGCAAUAAACCAUAUGAUUGUAAUGUUUGUCAAAAAAAGUUUUCAGACAGUUCUUCUCUGGGCAAACACAAAAAUAUUAAUUUAGUAGUUAAGCCUUAUGAAUGUGAUCUUUGUCUUAAAAGUUUUUCACAUAGUGUUAAUUUGAAUAGACACAAGAUAAUUCAUGCAGGUAUUAAGCCUUAUGAAUGCGAUCUUUGUCAUAAAAGGUUUUCACGUAGUGUUAAUUUAAAUAGACACAGAAGCGUUCAUUCUGGAGAUAAGCCACAUGAAUGUGAUGUUUGUCAUAAAAAGUUUUCAGACAGUUCUACUCUAAACAAGCACAAAAUAAUUCAUUUAGAAGUUAAGCCUUUUGAAUGUGUUUUUUGUCAGAAAAGGUUUUCAGACAGUUCUAAUUUGAAUACACACAAGAUGAUUCAUGUAGGAAUUAAGCCAUUUGAAUGUGAUCUUUGUCAUAAAAGGUUUUCAGAUGGUUCUAAUUUUAAUAAACACAAAAGAGUUCAUUCAGGAGAUAAGCCAUAUGAAUGUGAUGUUUGUCUUAAAAGGUUUUCACAGAGUCCUAUGUUAAGUAAACAUAAAAAUGUUCAUUCUGGAGAUAAGCCACAUGAAUGUGAGGUUUGUCAUAAAAAGUUUUCUGACAUUUAUAUUCUAAAUAGACACAAAAAUAUUCAUUUAGGAGUUAAGCCUUAUGAAUGUGAUCUUUGUCAUAAAAUGUUUUCAGACAGGUGUAGUUUAAAUACACACAAGAUAAUUCAUGCAGGAAUUAAGCCAUUUGAAUGUGAUCUUUGUCAUAAAAGGUUUUCAGAUGGUUCUAAUUUAAAUAGACACAAAAAAAUUCAUGCAGGAACUAAGCCAUAUGAAUGUGAUAUUUGUUAUAAAAAGGUUUCAUCCAUUUCUGGUUUAAGUAGGCACAAAGAAAUUCAUACUAGAGAUACAUUUUACAAAUCCGAUGUUUGUCAUGAAAACUUUACAGAGAAGUGUGAUUAAUAAUCUUUACAUUAUUUAAAUUGUUGAAGCAUCUAUUCACAAUAUGUAUAUUUUAAUAAUAGGAUAAUAUUUAAGUUCUACUUCUAGGUCACUUAUAUAUUUAUGUAUAUAUGCAAAUAUUGCAAAAUGUUCAUUGCAUAAAUUUGAAUGUAGUUAAAAGAUAAAAGCAGAUUGUUCUUAACCCUAAUAUCUAAAAGCCCAUGUCUCUCUGUCUCUGUCCGCCCGCAAAAUAUUUUCACAUGCUAUGAUAUCAGUAUCUUCAGCGAUGUAUGGAGAACUGGAUAAGGACUUUUGUUGAAAAUAUGUUACAUGUUUUAAAUGUAUAAUCUAGAUUUUAUUUAAAGAUGAAAAAUAAAGGCAUAUUAGAAUGUAGAAACACAAUUUUAAUUAUACAACCGGAAAAGUGUUUAUAGUUGUGACAAGAACGAAUUAAACAAUGACGUCACAUGUAUCAUCAUCAUCAUUCCUUUGUGGCCCCUGGGGAGAAAAGGGCUGAAACCACACAUCUCGAGCAGACUCGGUUUUGGGCUGCCCCCUUUAUCUGAGCUCAUGUGAGCCCAGCUGUUUGCGCCUCUUCUUCAACUGCUUCUCCAUGUCUUUCUUGGCCUGCCCACCCUCCUUUUUCCCUCGAUUCCAGUCCAAAGCAUGUUUUGCGGUGUUUUCUUAUGUGUGUCCGAUCCAUCCCCAUUUACGGGCCUCAAUAUCUGUCUAUAUUGGCUGUUGCUUUAAAGUUCACGACAGGUCUUUGUUUGAUAUUUUGUCUGGCCACCUUUUUAAGUAUAUGUCAUAAGCCUGUAGCUUAUCAGUAUUUAUCUUCGUAACCCUCCAAGUCAAGUCUCUGAGCUAUAGAGCAGCACUCCCUGGACAAUUGUGUUGAAAAUCCCAGUUUUGCUCCGGAGAGGCAGGGCCUUGGACCUCCACAUUGGGCGCAGUGAGAUGAAGGCACAUCUAACCUUGUUGAUACAACAUUUUAUGUCCUCGUCUGCUCCCCCGUCCUUAUUGAUCACGCUUCCCAGAUAUGUGUUUGUUUCAUGUAAAUCUUCUCCAUUUAGCUGUAUAGGCAGGUCCUGGCUGUUAUUGAUUCUGAUGACCUCUGUUUUAUUUUUAUUGAUUUUUAUUCCAACUUUGGAGGCUUCUUCAGAUAGCCGAUUUAGUUUGGCUUGCGUAUGUUGAUGCUUGUGAGAUAGUAGGCAGAUGUCAUAGCAUAGAUCCCUGUCUUACUCCCGUCACCGUGAAUGGUUUUGUUAGUUUUCCCUUGUGUAUUACCUGACUGGUGGAGUCUUCGUAUAGUUUCUGUGUGAUAGAUAUAAAUUUUUUGGGUAUUCCAUAGUGGCUCAUUAUCUUCCAGAUAACAUCUCUAUUCACACUGUCAAACGCCUUUUCGAAGUUGACAAAAAUCAUUUAUAAGGGGGGUUGCCACUCAAAGGACUGUUCAAUAAUGAUGCACAGUGUGGCAAUUUGGUCAGUACAUGACCUGUCUUGACGAAAACCCGCUUGUUCUUGUCUCAGCUUUUUGUCCAAGGCAUCUCUAAGUCUCUCUAGGAUGAUUCUUGUCAGCACCUUACUUGGGAAAGAAGCAUUAUCCCUCUCCAGUUGUUGCAUUGUGACAGGUCUCUCUUCUUCCUAAAUCUGCUUAAGUAGAGGAUGUAGUAUGUAUUCUGAUAUGGCUGGGUCUGCUUUUUGUGCCUCUGGUGGGAUGCUGUCCGGGCCAGCUGCUUUGCCGUUUUUCAUGUUCUUUAUUGCUCUUAUUGUUUCUAACUUUGUGGGUAGAUCUGUACACACAUUUAGUAGGUGGUUUGCAGGUGGUAUAUCAGGGAUGUUUGAUGAGAGAGGAUGGUUUAAAAUCUCAUCAAAGUGCUGUACCCAUCUGUCUCUCUGUUACUGGGUCCUGGUUACUUCAUAGGCCACAUGUUUACACUAUGGAAAAAAACAACACUAAUGUCAUCUUCAGAUUUUAGAAUUUUAAGAAAUGAACUAUUUCAUUCAAAUUUGAUUUAGAUCUAGAUUCUAUAAAUCUACGUAUCAAGAUGGACACUAUGAAAUAUAUAAAAUUUUCUGUCACACUUAUACAAAUUACUAUAAAAAACAAAGCUGGGUUUUUAACGGAAUCCUUUAAGUCUCUUAUUCAGUUUGUGGAUUUAAUAUUGUGUUCUGUUGACUAAUGUAAAGCCUUUAAUUUGGUUUUAAUUUUUCUAGUAGGUAUUGGUAGCCUAUGUUAUUUUAAAUGUGUCAGAUUUUUAGCUAUUUAGUUAUUUCUUUGCAUGGUCACAAAUAUUGUUCAACGUAUAGUAAAGCACAUUGCGUUUUGACCAAUAACUAUUUUUUACAAUAUUUUUCUCAAACAUGUAUAACGUUAAAAAUAUAUAGGCCUAUAAUUCAUGUGUAGCGGGUACUGACGGCUAGUAAAUUUUAAUAUUGAAAUUACCCAUUUUUUACCAUCCCUGCUGCUAAACAUUU
This is a messenger RNA of Physella acuta, 5664 nucleotides long. RefSeq names its product zinc finger protein 493-like. Gene Ontology annotation, cellular component: nucleus. Gene Ontology annotation, molecular function: RNA polymerase II cis-regulatory region sequence-specific DNA binding; DNA-binding transcription activator activity, RNA polymerase II-specific. Gene Ontology annotation, biological process: regulation of transcription by RNA polymerase II. The record is from RefSeq and is a predicted model, not a curated record. NCBI's taxonomy places the organism in Eukaryota, Metazoa, Mollusca, Gastropoda, Physidae.